Dermacentor silvarum is the source of this 1179-nucleotide messenger RNA. RefSeq lists its product as uncharacterized. Lineage: Eukaryota; Metazoa; Arthropoda; Arachnida; Ixodida; Ixodidae. The transcript has 3 exons. The record is from RefSeq and is a predicted model, not a curated record. Bases 25 to 867 code for a protein of 280 amino acids.
UCAUCAGGGUACAUCCGAUCGAGCAUGUCGGUUGUACCCGAGCGCAUCAACGAGUUCUUCGAGCCUCCGAAGCCUCAGGAAGGCACCAUCUUGCCCAGGUACGGCGUUGAGAACGGCUACCUGGUGUUGGAGGACUUCAAGACGCGCGACCUGCCUCGUCCGCCACCCGCAGGCUGGGAGUCGGCCAAGAGACUUGGCGCCAUGGCUGCCGCCGCCCUGGUCGUCUUCCUGGUCGUACUAUCGGCCGCCGUCGUCGUGCACAUUCUGCUGCCGGCGAACGACGACUCCAAGAACCACGAUCCUCCGCUGGUCGCCAACGGUACCAACGAAACCAUGGCGUCUGCGAAGCUCCAAAUCGACACUGACGUCGAGGGCGACGUGCAAGUAACCGGGGACGACGGCGACGAGGGACUGACGUCCACGCCGGCGACAACGAGUGAACGUCGCUCCCUCAGGGCGACGUCGAAGCGUCGUGGAGCGCAGCGCACACUUCGGCGACGAAGCGCGAAGAAACCGACGCUGUCGAAACAGCGUCGCCCACCCGCCAGAACGAGGUCGCGAUUUCCGCGGAGGAACAUUCGCGAAACCGCGAAUCGCGGAGCGAUUUCAACGCUGACCUCCGCCCCGAAAACAUCCCCGACCUCUUCUCGUCUCGCGGAAACGACGCCAGGCAAAGACGUCUAUGACGAUGAAGCGACCGGUGGUGACGGCGACGAUGACAGCAGCAGCAGCAGCGAGCAUGACACCAACGCCCAACAACACGACACCAACGCCCCCUCGCACAAAGCGUUUACGGACAUUCUCGUAUUCGGUCCACCGCUGAACGAGUCAUGGAAUGAGAGGGAUUAUUUGUACUGGCGCGCAUAGGGACCGUACGGCGUUUAUAACUGACUCUAUAUACAUGUAUAUAUUAUACUAUAGCGACAGGCUUAGCCACGCAUUGUGAGAGUGUUGAUCUCUUCUGUGUUGCGGCUCUGUUUCGAUCAACCGCGCGACAGAGUGUAGCCAUUCUUGCGACUUUGGCCUGUCCAUGUUGGACAAGUGAAGCAGGAGAAAGAAACGCGUAAUAAGUUUCUCGGAUGUCUACUGUCUCACACAUCUUCAAGCUGUCGAUAUGUCUUUAAGCGCUUUUUGAGAGACGAAUGCUUCCAUAUACUGUUUAGUAAUAAAAACACAGGG